AUGAUAUAUACACGAAUUCAGCUCACCAACGGCUGGACCUUUAAACAGCAGGAGUGGCCGUCAGAAAAAUGGCUUCCCGUUUCCCAGGCCCCUAGUCAAAUUCACAUGGAUUUGUUGGCUCAUAAAAAAAUACCAGAUCCAUUCGUGGACAUGAAUGAGCGUGCUGUACAAUGGAUUGGUGAAAAAGUGUGGCAAUAUCGCGUCUCGUUUCCUGCCCCAAAAGCCUCCUCCGCAAGCGCUGCCACAGACCUCGUCUUCGAAGGUCUUGAUACAUUUGCGACAGUGCUGCUCAAUGGCAGAGAAAUUCUCAAGACAGAUAAUAUGUUCGUCUCUUAUCGGGUCAACAUCAGUGAGCACAUCAAACCUGACGGGAACAAUAUUUUGGAGAUUGUAUUCGACUCUGCUUUGAUUCGUGGCCGAGAGAUCGUCAGGGAACAUAGUCACGAGCAUAGCUUUCUUGUUAGACAGACCGAGGCUGGCCGAGUGGCCGUCAGGAAAGCCCAGUACAACUGGGGUUGGGAUUGGGGCCCUAUCCUCAUGACUGCAGGACCCUGGAAGCCUGUAUAUCUCGAGCAGUAUACUGCUCGCGUGGACGAUGUGUGGGCUCAAAACGAACUUGACUCAGACCUGGAGGCAGUCACUGGCACAAUUUACACCAAUGUCGUGGGUGACUUCCAUCCUGAUGACCGACUCGCCAUCUCCCUAACACUCGAGGGCAGAAAGGUUUUGGAAGAACUAGCCCCUGCCCCCCGAAACGGCAAGUAUUCUGUUCCGUUCAAGAUCGCAAACCCUCAGCUCUGGUAUCCUCACAGCUAUGGCAAGCAAACCCGCUACAAACUCCAGGCCAGCAUUGUGCGGAGCGGUGCAGAGCUGCAUUCUACAUCAAAGUUGAUCGGCUUCCGUCGUGCCGAGCUCAUCCAAGAACCCGAUGCCCAUGGCAAGUCGUUCUACUUCCGCAUCAACAAUGUCGACGUGUUCGGCGGGGGCUCAUGUUGGAUUCCCGCUGACUCGUAUCUGUCACAAAUCUCCCCUGCGCGUUACCACGACUGGAUCAAGCUUAUGGCAGAAGGUAACCAAGUCAUGGUUCGCGUGUGGGGAGGUGGAAUCUACGAAGAUGAUGCCUUCCUCGAUGCCUGUGACGAAUUUGGCGUGCUCAUAUGGCAUGAUUUCCAAUUCGCAUGUGCCAGCUAUCCCACCUAUCCGUCGUACAUGAAUACGCUUGAAAUAGAAGUCAGACAACAACUUCGGCGGCUUAGAUGCCACCCAGCCGUUGUAGCUUGGGCAGGGAACAACGAAGACUACCAGGUUCAAGAACGAUACCGGCUCGACUACGACUUUGAAAACAAGGACCCAGAGUCGUGGCUCAAAUCAACAUUCCCAGCUCGAUACAUCUACGAGCAUUUUCUUCCCGAGCUAGUUAAGCAAGAAGAUCCUUUCAUGAUCUAUCAUCCAUCCAGCCCUUGGGGCGACGGCAAACCUACAGCCGAUCCCACAGUCGGGGAUAUUCACCAAUGGAACCUCUGGCACGGUGCCGUCAACAAAUACCAGGAAGUAUCCCUCCUCGGUGGCCGAUUCGUCAGCGAAUUCGGCAUGGAAGCCUACCCCCAUCUAUCCACUGUCCGACGCAUGACCACCCACCCGUCCCAGCUCUACCCGGGCUCCAUGACAAUCGACUUUCACAACAAAGGCAUCUUCAACGAGCGCCGCAUGACGACCUACGUCUCCGAGAACUUCCGCCUUAAGUACGACCUCCCCUCCUACAUUCACCUUACACAGGUCGUGCAAGCGGAAGCCAUGCGCGCCGCGUACAAGACCUGGCGUCGUGACUGGGGCACUUCAGGAGACCGCAAAUGCGGAGGCGUACUGGUCUGGCAACUCAACGACUGCUGGCCAACCAUGUCCUGGGCCGUAGUAGACUAUUACCUCGUCAAGAAACCCGCAUACUACGCCAUCUCACGGGCGUUGAGGCCUCUCGAUGUCGGUGUGAGCAGGACGUAUCACGACUGGACGCAGACAGGAUACUAUAUCGAUGAGAAUUCAAAACUGUGCACGGGUCAGGUUGACCAGACUCUCCCCGCGAGGGAGUCUACUUUUGAUGUGUGGAUCGCCAGCUCCAAGGUUCAAGCUGUAAAUGCCAAAGUCACAGUACGCUUCAUAUCCAUCCGCUCAGGAAGAGACGUCUCCGAGAGCAUAACGGCAUCCGUGAGCGCUUCAGCGAAUGCCACCACGACGGUAUUUUCAAGCAAACCCCUGAAACCAUCCAUCCCACAUCAUGACGACUACACCAUUCCAUUUGACGUUACGCAGUAUGACCCGUAUGUAGUCUACACGACGUUGUCUGUAGAUGGCGCCGUGGUCGCCACCGACGCCGCGUGGCCGGAUCCCAUCAAAUUCCUCGACCUGUCUAAUCGAGGAAUCUCAUUUGCCAUAUCCGAAAACCGCGUCACCGUCUCUUCAGACCGCCCCGUCAAGGGCUUCGUGUUCGAAGAAGUGCAAGGUAUGAAACUAAGCGACAAUGGGUUCGACAUCAUGCCCGGCGAACAGCACGUCGUUACGGUCGAGGAACCCGUCUCAGCCGAUAAACUCCGAUGGACGCACAUUGACGCAGACGACGCCUCCAUGGAAAUAAAAAUAAGACGUUAG
Molecule: messenger RNA, 2643 nt
Organism: Metarhizium brunneum ARSEF 3297
Lineage: Eukaryota; Fungi; Ascomycota; Sordariomycetes; Hypocreales; Clavicipitaceae
Gene: mndB
Product: Beta-mannosidase B
Biological process (GO): glycoprotein catabolic process; carbohydrate metabolic process
Molecular function (GO): beta-mannosidase activity
Source: RefSeq, a predicted model, not a curated record